Aureobasidium musti is the source of this 198-nucleotide messenger RNA. The record is from the annotation of a GenBank genome assembly. NCBI's taxonomy places the organism in Eukaryota, Fungi, Ascomycota, Dothideomycetes, Dothideales, Saccotheciaceae.
AUGUCCAUCUACCACGGUCUCGGCCUCGCAUCCAAGAUCUUGGGUUCUAACAUGCCUGAAGCUGCUCGCGCAAACCAGAUCGUUCAACAGUACGAGCAGAGAUUGAGCACACUGGCCGCCGCCCUAUCAGCGAGAAACCCCGAGCCCAACAGCUUUGCCGCGUCGAGCUUGAAAGCCUGGGACGCCUGUGUGAGGUAG